Parascedosporium putredinis is the source of this 627-nucleotide messenger RNA. The record is from the annotation of a GenBank genome assembly. NCBI's taxonomy places the organism in Eukaryota, Fungi, Ascomycota, Sordariomycetes, Microascales, Microascaceae.
AUGGAAAUGAUCCCAUCGGAGGUCCUCCUAGGCAUAACUGGCAAGGACUUCACCAUCAUCGCCGCCUCGAAGGCGGCGAUGCGCGGAGCCACUAUCCUCAAGGCAUCGGAUGACAAGACCAGGCAACUGAACAAGCACACCCUUGUAGCGUACUCGGGAGAGGCGGGAGAUACUGUUCAAUUCGCCGAAUAUAUCCAGGCCAACGCGCAGCUCUACUCGAUGAGGAAUGAGACGGACCUUUCCCCCUCCGCCCUGGCCCACUUUGUCCGCGGCGAGCUUGCGUCGAGCUUGAGGUCGCGCAAGCCCUACAACGUCAACCUCCUCCUUGGCGGUGUCGAUCCCAUCACUCACAAGCCCAGCCUCUACUGGCUAGACUACCUCGCGGCGCUUGCCCCCGUUCCCUAUGCCGCCCACGGAUAUGCGCAAUACUACUGUCUGUCCAUCCUCGAUAAACAUCAUCAUCCCGAUAUCACCCUUGGCCAGGGUAUCAAGCUCCUGAACCUGUGCACGGAUGAGCUGAAGAGACGGUUACCCAUCGACUUCAAGGGCAUGGUCGUCAAGGUGGUCACCAAGGAUGGCGUUCGGGAUAUCGAAUUCGAUGACGACAAGGUUGUGAAGAGUGCGUAA